Molecule: messenger RNA, 3713 nt
Organism: Linum trigynum
Lineage: Eukaryota; Viridiplantae; Streptophyta; Magnoliopsida; Malpighiales; Linaceae
Source: the annotation of a GenBank genome assembly
GAAGUCGGCGAAGUCGGCGUCUCGCAAGGUGUAAACAUGGGCAAUGAAAAAUGAGGCCCCACGGUGGAAAAUGGAAAGGGUAAAGUCAGGAACUAGCUAACGUGCAAAAGGUAAAAAUGGAAAGUUCCAUUCCAAUAACUCCUUAGAGCCGCGUCCCCCACUGUACAACCCAAACUGUGAAUAAAGGUUUUUUCCGUCUCUGACGACUUUGGUCGCCGCCAUUCCAAUGCCGAUUGCUGCUGCUCGUCUCUUUUAGUCUUUGUUCGACCCUUUCGAAUUCAACGGACAACCCACAGAAGUCUUCGCUCCCGUCCAUGAUUAUGAAUGAACUGUCUUCACUUUGACUUCCGGACCACCUCUCUCUCUCUACCCACCCACUCCUCUUCCAAUUCUAAAUCAAAGUUCCUUUCUCGACGUUUCAGAUAAUACAGUUCAUAACUUUACACAUAACCCACCCGAUUUCUGACCAUAGCAUCAGCAGACGAAGAACCCCGUCCACUCUGCUCAGGAUCAGAGAAAAACAGAGGAUAUAUAUACUUUUCUUCUUCUGCGGCGGCGGCGGCGGCGGAGGAGUUGAUCUGCUUUCACGCCAAGUGGAUUGUUAAGAGGUACGAACUUUGAUCAUUCUCUUUUGCUGUGAUGUUGAGUGUUUGGGAAACUGAUCCAAACCCAGACAUGAAUUCUUUUGUUUUUUUCUUCGGCUUAUUGCUCUCGAUAAAGGAAAUUAAGCCCCGUGGAAGGAGCCCAAGUUGUCUUUAAGUUUUAACCGCUCUUCCUUAGCGUUUGAUAAGAGGCCGCUCUGCACUUGACCCACAACUCAAAUCAUCAGUUUGCUUCACCCCUCCAAAUCCUUUUCAAUUGAGAAGCAGUGGCUUUCAAUCUCACCCAAAACAAACAAAAAACGAUCUUGCUCAUCCUUUUGAAGAUUUUCUUUUUACCAUCUUUGCAACGGAUCCUUAGUUUAACCCUUAUGCUGAAUUCAGGUUGGGGCUAGCCAAAUAAGUGUAAAACAAGGUGAAAUGGCCUUUUCCUGUGGUGUGAAACCUCUGAUUGAGAACUUGAUAACAAUGGCAGCUGAGCUGGGGUGCGUUUGUCACAUGGUUCUUCUCCAAGCGCCAGCUAAAACCCAACACAAACAAAAACCCACCGCAAACAAACAAAAAUGAUUUAUUUUCCUUCUUGACUUUUCGUGGCUACCGAAUACCCAAACAAGUCAUUUGUGCCUACCCGCAGUAAUGACGGUGCUAAAACUUUCAAUUUCCAACUACCUCCAUUGACAAGGACUUCCCAGCUUCUCCAUUGAAUCCCAACAUUGAUCUUGCAACUUCUGAGACUCCAUUACCCACUUGCACUUGUACCAGAUAUUCUCAACAAGACUAAUAAGUAAUGAUGAGCAGCAGUGAAUCAGUAAACAAGUUCCCCAAUCCGCUCAUCUUCCUCGCUCUGCUGGCAAUCCUGGCAGCAUCCCAACCACAAACUGCAACUGGAGAUCCCAGAGCUCAAACAGUAAAUGUCACCUGCGGGAACCAAAUGGAGGCAAACCCAGCAAUCUUCGUCCCCAAUUUCGUCGCCACCAUGGAGAACAUCAGCGAGCAGAUGAGAACAUCCGGUUUCGGGGUAGCCGUAGCCGGUUCAGGACCCGACAUCAACUACGGCCUGGCCCAGUGCUACGGCGACCUCUCUCUGCUGGACUGCGUGCUCUGCUACGCCGAGGCCCGCACCAUUCUGCCCCAGUGCUACCCUUUCAACGGCGGCCGCAUCUUUCUCGACGGCUGCUUCAUGAGGGCCGAGAACUACAGCUUCUACCACGAGUACAAUGGGCCUCAGGACAGGGCCGUCUGCGGUAAUGCCACGUCGCCAAUGGGGAACAACAACUCCUCGUUGUUUCAGGAUUCGGUGAGACGGGCUCUCUCGCAGGCGGUGGCUGAUGCUCCGGCUAAUAAUGGGUUCUCCAGGGGUCAGCUGGAUAUUGUGGGGACUAAUUCGUCGGUUUUUGUGCUGGCGAAUUGCUGGAGGACAUUGAAUUCGAGCGACUGCCGGUUGUGCUUGGAGAAUGCUUCGGAUUCUAUGAUGGGUUGCUUGCCCAGGUCCGAAGCGAGGGCGCUGCAUACCGGGUGUUUUAUGAGGUAUUCUGAUAGAGAUUUUCUCAACAGUGAGGUUGCAGGAACUGGCAGUUCUGGAGCAGUUCCGGUGAUUGUGAUAGUGGUUUCAGUUGUAAGCUGUAUUCUGGUGUUGAUUGUUGGUGGAGCUAUUGGGGGUUAUAUAUGGAAGCACAGAUACAUAGAGAAGAAACGAAGGGGUUCUCAGGAUGUGCAGAAAAUGGUGAAGACCCUGAAUGACAGCAGUUUGAAUUUCAAGUACUCCACUCUUGAAAAGGCCACAGGAUGUUUUGAUGAAGCCAACAAGCUUGGACAGGGAGGGUUUGGCUCAGUUUACAAGGGAGUUUUGGCUGAUGGAAGAGAGAUAGCUGUGAAGAGGCUUUUCUUCAACAACAAGCACAGAAUAGGAGAUUUCUUCAACGAAGUCAACAUGAUAAGCAGCGUGGAACACAAGAACCUCGUCAGGUUGUUGGGUUGCAGCUGUUCAGGGCCCGAAAGCCUACUUGUCUAUGAAUACCUUCCCAACAAGAGCCUUGAUCGCUUCAUCUUUGACGUGAACAAGGCCAAGGCAAUGAACUGGGACAGGAGGUACGAGGUGAUUGUGGGAACAGCAGAAGGUCUAGUGUAUCUUCAUGAGAAUUCCAAGAUCAGGAUCAUUCACAGGGACAUUAAGGCGAGUAACAUUCUCUUGGAUUCCAGACUUCGAGCUAAGAUUGCCGAUUUUGGCUUGGCUAGAUCUUUCCAAGAGGAUAAGAGCCAUAUAAGCACAGCCAUUGCAGGAACUCUGGGUUACAUGGCUCCCGAAUAUCUGGCACACGGUCAAUUGACAGAAAAAGCAGAUGUCUACAGCUUUGGAGUGCUGCUGCUUGAGAUUGUUACAGGGAAGCAGAACAACAGAAGCAAAACUGCUGAAUAUACUGACAGCUUAGUAACUUGGAUGUGGAGGCAGUUCCAGGCAGGAAGUGUAGAAGAAAUGUACGAUCCAAACCUAAUGUUGCACAACCACCACAACAGCAACGCCAGGAAUGAUGUCUUGAGAGUUGUUCAUGUUGCACUGCUGUGCACCCAGGAGAGUCCAUCUCUCAGACCAUCCAUGUCCAAGAUUCUGCAGAUGCUAACCACUGAAGAGCAGCUGCCUUCCCCAACAAACCCACCAUUCAUUGACGAGAAGACCAUGGAAAUUGGGAAUGGUUGCGAGGACCCAUGUUUCCCCCUCAAUAUAGGCCUUUCUGAAUCAGUAGCCACUGUUGAUAACAGUUCUUUCCAUCCAAGAUGAGGUCUGUCUGGUUUCAAUUGUGGAUUGGCAAGGGAUUAUUGAGUUGUAGAUAGGUAGGUUCAAAGUGGUGCCCAUUUUUUGUUUUUUUUGGUUUUUUGUGCUCGUAUGCGAUGGAGCUAGAUCAAUUCCCUCAUUCUCAUCAUGUAACUGGCAGGUCACCAUGGAUUAUUUGCAGUCUGAACUGCUGAAGUUAAAGGAACUGGGAAACUCAGAACACAUUUUAAAAAAUGUCAAGACAACAUAUGAUAGAGUGGGUUCCUCAAACCUUGACAAAGGAAGUACUUCUGAAACUAAGUAGAGAUUCUCCCUGCAUCACGGAAUGAAUUUGUCCUACUGUU